CCCAAAGUGAAAAACGGCUCAAUAUAUUCUUGUCACAAUUCAAAACGCAGCCCGUCAAAGGCAAAGGGACAUCUCGAAAUGUCUGGUUUUGAAGUCGCUGGUAUCGUCCUAGGGACGAUUCCCCUACUCGUCUCGGCCCUGGACGCCUACUGCAGCCUCAUGCGCGACUGGGGAAAAGCCCCUUCGGAGCUGAAGAGCCUCAACCGACAAUUGACAACCGAGCGUGCAAAGCUAUACAACGUCUGUGAUCAGCUCAUCAGCGAUGUGGUCCCACAGCGAGAUAUCGAGCCAAUGCUACAGGAUCCUUUUGGGCCCUUAUGGCAAGCCAAGGAGACGAACGAGAAGAUUCGACGGAGGUUGUGGCGCUCGUAUGAACCGUUCCAAGACACAGUCCAGGAAGUGGGAGAAGCGCUUGAUGAUGUGAUGCAACGCCUCAGAGUGCACGUUACUCACGAUGGAAAGGUCGAAUGGGUCAAUCGAGGAAAGAUGACGCGCGAAUUCAAGAAGUUGCUGCACCGCUUGAAUAGAAAGGAUUACCAGGACGCGCUCGACACCAUCUCGAGAGGAAUAAGCAACCUCGAGGGGCUAGCACGCCUAAGCGUUACUCUUGAGCCCAGCCGACGGAAGCAGUCUCGCGGGAAACUUUUUACAGUUUUGCGGGAUCUUUCUACGAGCAUCUAUCGAGCUCUUUGCUCUAGCAUCCUAUGCACUGACUCGCACGAUGUGAGUCUUGAACUGGCGACGCGAUUCAUCGACAUCGGACACGAAGAUGAAAAUGAAAAGGUUAUGCGCGAUGCACAAUUCAAAGUCGCAAUUUCAUUCGAAGUAACCGAUAAUGUGGGCAAUAAACGGUUCUGGGAUGAGGUCAAUAUCAAGACAGCGCUUCCCUCGACGGAGACUCCAUCCAAGCCAUGCGCCGUUGCAUCCAAGACAAAGAAGAUCAAAGGUGUCACCUUCUCAAUCAACCAGAAACUACCAUUCAUCAACUCUGCAAAAUCGGAGCCUGAUAUUAAAAGCGCAUUGACACUUCUCACCCGAUCGGCCACAGACAUUGCCUUUAUCAAAACCCCUCCUGAAGGCGCCAGCGAAAUGAUAGAACCACUUCUCGACCUUUGUCUGACCCUGAAAAACAGUCGCCAAGCACGCCCGGUCUGCUACGGGCACUUGAUCGACAAAGAGUGUACCAAUCGGCAAUUUCAGGUAUACCCGCUUGGGACGACGACUAACAGCAAUGACUGGUCUAUCAUCACGUUGAAUGAUGUUUUCGAGGGGAAAAAGGGCCUACAACCAUUGACAUCGCUAGCAGAAAGGGUUCGACUUGCACUCGCCAUCGCGUCGAGUGUGCUUCAGCUGAGCAACACGCCGUGGCUUCCGGAGGCUCUGACACGCAACAACGUGCACUUCUUCAGACGGGGUGUGAAUCCGUCAUAUGAGCAGCCGUUCCUGCUAAAGAGUCUUCCGAAGGGUCCAGCUGGGUCUCUGGGAACCGGUUCCUCUGUACCAGGAGCUAAAUCCGCAUUAAUGAGCAACCCAACUAUGUUUGCGCUCGGGAUCUUGCUGUUGGAGAUCAUCCUAGGUUCCACGAUUGACCAACUGCGUGACCCAGAUGAAAAGGCAUUCGAAGGUGACGACCUUGGCAUCAUCCGCGAUUCGAUCGCGGCACACAAAUUGCUAGAACGUAGAGUAGCGUUGAUCAACCCCACCUACAAGGCGGUUGUCGAGCGUUGUAUAGGGUGCACGGAAGCGAAAGGUCUGGAGGAGGAUGAUUUCCGGCAGGAAGUUUACAAUGGGGUUGUGAUGGAGCUGGAAGCAAUAUUAGACCACACGAAGCUUGGGAGUAUGAGUAUGUAGUGACUAAUGAGACUUGUCAUUGAGGAUGUG
Ilyonectria robusta is the source of this 1881-nucleotide messenger RNA. RefSeq lists its product as uncharacterized. The record is from RefSeq and is a predicted model, not a curated record. The transcript has 2 exons. Lineage: Eukaryota; Fungi; Ascomycota; Sordariomycetes; Hypocreales; Nectriaceae. Bases 79 to 1851 code for a protein of 590 amino acids.